Striga hermonthica is the source of this 2616-nucleotide messenger RNA. The record is from the annotation of a GenBank genome assembly. NCBI's taxonomy places the organism in Eukaryota, Viridiplantae, Streptophyta, Magnoliopsida, Lamiales, Orobanchaceae.
AUGGUUUAUACGCUGCCUGGUGCGCGCCUGCCGGCUGUGCCGUCGGUGUUCAAGCUGGGGAGUGAGCGGCGGAGCUCGAAUGCUGAUAGGAGGAGUGACAAUCUCUGUUUUUUCCUGAAAAACAAGCCCAAUUCGCGAAAGAUUUUUUGUGGGAAGCGUUACGAACCUGAUUAUCAAUCUCCUAUGGCAACCACAUCUGAGAAAGUCCUUGUUCCAGGCAUUGAGAGUGAGAGCACCUCAUCUCCAUCAGAGAAAUUGGUUGUCCCUGAUGAAGUGUCAGAUAAUUCUAAGAUAUCAGGUGAUAUAGACAGCAUGGAAACUGAUCUAAGGAUGGAAAUUGAGGAUCAAGAAAAUUUGGUUGACCAGCGAACUCCUGUUGAUUCCAUUAGAAGCGAAAACUCUACCUUUGUGCAGCUACAAGAUGGACUUAGCGAAUCAGAAGAUGAAGGAACAUCAUACUCGACAUAUGAAACAAUAAGUGAUGAAUCUUCAAGGGUCAGAAAAAAGGUCAUCCCUCCACCUGGAAGUGGUCAAAGGAUAUACGAAAUAGAUCCACUUCUGAUCAAUUACCGUGAACAUCUCGAUUAUCGGUAUAGCCAGUAUAAAAAGCUACGUGAAGCAAUUGACAAGUAUGAAGGUGGACUAGAAAAAUUUUCUCGGGGUUAUGAGAAACUUGGUUUUAAUCGCAGUGAGACAGGUAUCACUUACAGGGAGUGGGCACCUGGAGCCAAGAGGGCAACGCUAAUUGGAGAUUUCAACAAUUGGAAUCCUAAUGCUGAUGUUAUGACUCGUGAUGAAUUUGGUGUCUGGGAGAUCUUUUUACCAAACAAUGCAGAUGGGUCUCCCGCUAUACCCCAUGGUUCCCGCGUAAAGAUUCGUAUGGAUACUCCAUCUGGCAUAAAAGACUCUAUUCCAGCUUGGAUCAAGUUUUCAGUUCAGGCGCCUAGCGAAAUUCCUUAUGAUGGAAUAUACUAUGAUCCUCCGGAAGAGGAAAAGUACAUUUUCAAACAUCCUCGUCCGAAGAAGCCAAAAUCACUACGGAUAUAUGAGUCUCAUGUUGGAAUGAGUAGUACGGAGCCAGUUAUCAAUACUUAUGCCAACUUCCGAGACGAAGUUCUGCCGCGUAUCAAGAAACUUGGGUAUAAUGCUGUUCAGAUAAUGGCAAUUCAGGAGCAUUCAUAUUAUGCCAGUUUUGGUUACCAUGUGACAAAUUUCUUUGCACCAAGCAGUCGCUUUGGAACUCCAGAUGAUCUUAAGUCUUUAAUAGAUAAAGCUCAUGAACUGGGCUUGAUUGUUCUCAUGGAUAUUGUACACAGUCACGCAUCAAAUAAUACUUUGGAUGGGCUGAACAUGUUUGAUGGUACCGACAGCGGUUAUUUUCACUCUGGACCACGGGGUUAUCAUUGGAUAUGGGACUCUCGUCUGUUUAACUACGGACAAUGGGAAGUUCUAAGAUUUCUUCUAUCUAAUGCGAGAUGGUGGUUGGAUGAGUAUAAGUUUGAUGGUUUCAGAUUUGAUGGUGUGACAUCAAUGAUGUAUGCACACCAUGGUUUACAGGUGGGAUUUACGGGGAACUACAACGAGUAUUUUGGAUUUGCAACGGAUGUGGAUGCUAUGGUGUACUUGAUGCUGGUUAAUGAUCUCAUUCACGGGCUGUUUCCUGAAGCGAUUACCAUUGGCGAAGAUGUUAGUGGCAUGCCAACUUUCUGUAUCCCUCUUCCUGAUGGUGGUGUUGGAUUUGACUACCGUCUGCACAUGGCAAUUGCUGAUAAAUGGAUUGAAAUUCUUAAACGAAGGGAUGAAGAUUGGAGAAUGGGAGAUAUUAUACACACUCUUACAAACAGAAGGUGGCUGGAAAAAUGUGUUUCCUAUGCAGAAAGUCAUGACCAAGCACUGGUCGGCGACAAAACUAUUGCAUUCUGGUUGAUGGAUAAGGAUAUGUAUGACUUCAUGGCAGUGGAUAGACCAUCAACUCCCUUAAUAGACCGGGGAAUAGCAUUACACAAGAUGAUCAGGCUCAUCACAAUGGGAUUAGGUGGAGAAGGAUACCUAAAUUUUAUGGGAAAUGAAUUUGGACAUCCUGAAUGGAUAGAUUUUCCUAGAGGAGAUCAACAUCUUCCUGAUGGCAGAAUCAUUCAGGGAAAUAAUAACAGUUAUGACAAGUGCAGGCGCAGAUUUGAUCUGGGCGAUGCAGAUUAUUUAAGAUAUCGUGGUAUGCAAGAGUUUGACCGAGCAAUGCAACAUCUUGAAGAAAAAUAUGGUUUCAUGACGUCAGAGCAUCAGUAUAUAUCAAGAAAGGAUGAAGGUGAUAGGAUAGUCGUAUUCGAGAGGGGGGACUUAGUCUUCGUCUUCAAUUUUCAUUGGAGCAAAAGUUUUUCAGAUUAUCGGGUAGGCUGCUUAAAGCCAGGAAAGUACAAGGUUGUUUUGGACUCGGAUCAUCCACUAUUUGGAGGCUUCAGUAGAAUCAAUCAUGAAGCAGAAUAUUUUACCACUGAAAGGGGGCAUGAUGACCGGCCUCGUUCGUUCCUAAUCUAUGCACCUUCUAGAACAGUGGUGGUCUAUGCCUUGACAGAAGAUGAACUUGAACCAGUUGAUGCUGAUGUGAACAGUAUUUAA